This is a messenger RNA of Hemicordylus capensis (graceful crag lizard), 1220 nucleotides long. Its product is annotated as zinc finger protein 410-like. Gene Ontology annotation, biological process: regulation of transcription by RNA polymerase II; central nervous system development. Bases 31 to 525 code for a protein of 164 amino acids. The transcript has 6 exons. The record is from RefSeq and is a predicted model, not a curated record. Lineage: Eukaryota; Metazoa; Chordata; Lepidosauria; Squamata; Cordylidae. Gene Ontology annotation, cellular component: nucleus. Gene Ontology annotation, molecular function: DNA-binding transcription factor activity, RNA polymerase II-specific; RNA polymerase II cis-regulatory region sequence-specific DNA binding.
CUGGAGGCUCCUCCUACUUAAUGGGUCUGAAUGUACAUGUCUCAAGGGGAAAAACCCUUCUUGUGUGAAGCUCAGGGCUGUGGUCGUUCCUUUGCUGAAUACUCCAGCCUUCGGAAACACCUAGUUGUCCACUCAGGAGUAAAGCCCCACCAAUGCCAAAUCUGUGGGAAGACGUUUUCUCAGAGUGGUAGUAGGAAUGUGCACAUGAAGAAACAUCAUUCCAGAGCUGGAACAGCUAGCAAUAGACAGCACGAACAAACAGAAUCGCUUAUGGGUAGUAGUCUGUUGGAAGAAUCUGAAGUGCACAGCAAGAAUCUGGUGUCCAUGAGCUCACCACCUAGCCUAGGUGUGGAAUCCUUGCACUUGCCAGAUACAGAAUCAAUUAUUGGUGUAAAAGAGGAGGUUCUUGUUGAAGCAACAACAAACACGCUCCAUGGUGCACCUGAUGUGGUUUUGCCGUCUCAUCAUCUGAUGCCCAUGUCAACAUCAAGGCACACCUAUGGGGUGUCAGCUUUGCUACAGUAAAUCCACAGAUACAGAAGGAAGAACAAAACUAUGACGUAUUGAACACAUGUGAAGGCUUGUGUGGUGUGCUCAAGAAGCCAUGUGGUACCUGAAUUCCCAGAGUUCAUGCUGUGCCUGUAGCAUACCUUUCAUGACAUGCUGGACUGGAGGCCUGGAAUAUGGUUCUGCUUCAGUCACUGGAAACUUUGUUUCCUGAAGAAGAGAGCUGCAACUAAUGUUUGAACAAUGUGGUGUUCCUGUUGAACCUCCAAAGGCCAGGAGACAACUCAUGUAACUAGUCCAGAGAGCCUCCCGCCCCCAUCCCUUCUGAAGCUGGUCAUAAGCUCGGCAUUAUAUUGGCUUGUUCUCCUUGGAGAAGUAGCUUUUUAGAUUGUAGUGAAUUCUGCCACAAGGUACUGCACUCUUGUUCUUGCUUCUGAGUUGAGGGGUGGUUCUGUGGUUUCUUUUGGAGCUAGAGCUUCCACAUCCCCUUGCUUUGUGCAGAUACAUUCACUAAUGCUGCUUUUGCUCGAAAUUAAAGACCUGAUGAUCUUCAGUGGAUUGCCUAAGACACCCUGUUACUUGCUUCUCAUCGCAAUAUUUUAAUUUCUAAUUAUUAAGGUUUUUAGGACUUUUAAUUUAAAAGAAAAUCAGAGGUAGAAACUAUUCAGUGGUGUUCGAUUGUAAAUAAACCAUGUAUUUCAACAUCUGAAGAA